Molecule: messenger RNA, 456 nt
Organism: Mizuhopecten yessoensis (Yesso scallop)
Lineage: Eukaryota; Metazoa; Mollusca; Bivalvia; Pectinida; Pectinidae
Product: membrane protein FAM174-like
Exons: 2
Coding region: 1-456 (151 amino acids)
Source: RefSeq, a predicted model, not a curated record
AUGGAUUUCAGAAGGCAUGUUUUAAUCGUAUUGGUGCUGUUUGUGUGUUUGGUGGUUGUACAAAACCAAGCUGCGUCAGCUUCAAAUGAUGACAGUGACGUGGACAUUAACAAACGGGACAGUACUAAAAAGUCGACUACUGAAACGGUGAAGCCUGAAGUUUCUAAAGACAAUUCCACAUCUAACGGUACCGACCCGAAUGACGAUGGCUUCUUUGGUACAAUUGUGGAAAAUAAGGACAUGUUGUUGAGAACAUUGUACGUGCUCAUAGGAGUAACCUCUGUGGUGAUUCUGUACUUCGUUUUCCGUGCGUGGAGAAUAAGAGGACGGAGAUCAAAGUCUAGAAAGUAUGGACUUAUCACAACACGAGGAUCAGAUCUGGAAAUGGCACCAUUAGAUGCGGAUGACGAAGAUGAGGACAUGACAGUUUUUGAAAUGAAUGACAGACAUAAAUAA